AUGACUGACUCCCAGCGGCAAUUAUCUUUGUGGUUGACCGUAGAACAGACGCUUCAUCAUAUACUGAUCGACCGAAUGGUUUUAUUUCCCUAUUCCUCCCCGGCGCUCCUCUCUACAAAGGACGUCGCCUCAUUCUUCGAUCCACCCCGGUCUUCCAGUGAGUGCGGCCGAAAGCAGUCUAGCUCCGUGGUGGUCUCUCUGGUCACGGAUUUUCUCAGCAGCUCCUCCUCUUCUCCAACAUACAGUUGGCCACACCUCAAAUUGAGCCCUGCUGAGCACGACGAUCUGAACAAGUGUGUACCAGCCGAGAAGUUUGAGGGGUUUCGCCGUUACUACUUCGUCGCAACCCAGACCUUUUCGGUUGGCAUAGAGACCAAAACACAUGCAGUGGUCAACGCCGCUCUAUCCUUCGUCAUCUUUUCUCGAAUCAAAAAUCUUGCGAACGAACAUCCAGACACAGCAAUCGGUCGGUUUGCGGCCAAGAUCAUGGCGCAAGGCUCUGGGGACAUUGAUCUCGAGGAACUUCUAACCAAGAAUUCUCACAAUCCGGAUGGUUCGUUCGCAUACAAGGGCGCCAAAUACCCCGGAACCGUCAUUGAGCUCGCCCACUCGCAGCCAAAGGAGGCUCUUCAACAUCUUGCCUAG
Messenger RNA from Fonsecaea pedrosoi CBS 271.37, 645 nucleotides. RefSeq lists its product as uncharacterized. The record is from RefSeq and is a predicted model, not a curated record. NCBI's taxonomy places the organism in Eukaryota, Fungi, Ascomycota, Eurotiomycetes, Chaetothyriales, Herpotrichiellaceae. The transcript is spliced from 3 exons. Bases 1 to 645 code for a protein of 214 amino acids.